AUGGGUGUUCCCAACACUGAAUGUCCGACGCUCGAAUUAUCAGCUAAAUUUGAGACCGAGACAUAUACAACCUUGUCCGUCGUCGACAACUGUGUGGUUGCUCCUGACACGCCCACUACGGCACCCCUAUCUGGUAAAUCCAAAGGAACGGCGCAUACUUCCCCAGUGAAGACUGCCCAAUCAUUGCACAAAUCCAAACCGUCGACGACAGCACCAAACACACUUGAGAAAACGCCUUUCGUUACUGAAACUCUACCGACAAUUCAGCCGACAAAGCAGCCCAGUGGACUUAACCCUCUAAAGAUCGAUCCAGUCAUCUUUUCUCCUCCGCUUAUGAUCGAGACGGAAUCCUCCACUGACACCAUGGUACCAUACAAUACAUCUAAGACUAAGACGCAGUCAGCAACCGAUGGUGACUCGACGGAAAUAAAGCACAGUAAAGACGCCAGCAAUACCCCUUGCGAUAAGCAGUCAAGCAAGGUUGCUUCGACUUCUUCAGACAUAAAAGCCCUAUUGUACCCCAGCGGGACCGAUGCCGCUGCUCUCGAAACUGCUGGUUCCGAGACUGCUGCGCAUGAUACCAAUGCAUUUGAUAACAAUGCACCUGAGAUCGAAGUGACGAUUAGUACAUUGGAUAAUCGCAGACUUCUUCGCAAAUACGGAUGA
Molecule: messenger RNA, 666 nt
Organism: Peronospora belbahrii
Lineage: Eukaryota; Oomycota; Peronosporomycetes; Peronosporales; Peronosporaceae
Source: the annotation of a GenBank genome assembly